GACCCGGUAGGAUGAACACAAAAUGUAUUAACCUCACUCUGUGCACGCAAACACACACACUAACACACACUCACACACACUCACACACACACACAUCUGUCACCUCCAGAUGCUCAGAUCCACAGUUCAUGUGAUGCAGGACUUAAACUUUUGUUGAGCAUGAAUUAAAUCUGGUUCACAUCAAACUGUCGUGAGAUUCUUUUUAAUAAAAUGUUUUCUGUGAACCACGUCUUGGUUUCCACCGUGACGGAGCUUCUGGUUAUAUUUCAGCACUUUAUUGUGAACACUGCACAAUAGUGAAACGCUAUGUCAGCAUAAAGAAACCGCUGUUUUCCAGGUGACUGCAGUUGUGACUGUAACGUCUGCAGUGAGACGGUUUCCAGGCAGAACACACGGACGUGUGACGUCAGCACCGCACUGAAAUCACAAAAUCAGCACUUUCACCUUGAUGCAUUUCAAUUCUAAGCCUGCGAUCGGCAAAACAGCGUCAUGAUCAUUUCCUGUACUGGCACAGGAGACAGUUUCCAUCUGAGCCGAGGGACACGCUGAACUAUAAAGUAUGCAGUGCAUGUUCCUGACUCUGAUGGGAUGGACCCUGGUCACCCUCAGCCUCUGUCGGCCCGUGUGGACCGCGGCGAAGGUGAUCCAGCCGUACAGAGUGACGAGCAUCAGCGGCACAGCUCAGGUCCAGUGCUUCAUCCAGCCCCAGCCCUUCUACCUGCAGCAGACCCAACCCUCGGACUACUCUUACCCUGAGGAGAUCCGUGUGACCCUGCUCAGAGGCCUCCACGGCUCCCAGGGCCUCUGCUCCACCACGCUCAACUUCACCGAGCACGGAGAGACAAGUGUGGAGGAGCUGGGGGAGGUGCAGUGUUCUGCUGAGGUGACAGGGGGCGCCGUGCAGGUGACCGUGUCAGGACUGAAAGCCGCAGACACAGAUUUGUAUCGCUGUCAGAUCCAGGUCCUCUACCCUCCUCCAUACCUGCGGCUCACUGGGAACGGGACCCUCAUCCAUGUCCCAGACAACUGUGACGCUCCCGUGCAGGAGAGGGUUCAGCAGGGUGAUGAAGAGGAGGGUGAGGAGGGUGAGGCGGAGAAGGAACCAGUCAGCGCCCCUGUGGUGGUCCUGGUGAUUCUGGUCAUGUUCGUCCUCAUCAUCAUAAUCUACCUACAGACUCUCCAGUGUGAACGAGGGAAGAAGGACCGUGUUGUUCCUGGGUCGGCUGCUGGAAGCUGCUGAAGAGCCACAGCAGCAGCAGCUUUAGAGUUAAUGGAUUCAUGGUUAACGGAUCCAGGGAGCACCUCUGUUCUCAUUGAGGUUCCACAUGUGGACGUCGGUGCAGGAGUUAUUUCUUUAGCACCACAGUAAUGUUUACAUUGUUGUAAACUCAAACUAUAUUAUAUUAUUUUUUCUGUUUAAAAACAAAAUCACUUGAUUUUUUAUUUGGUAGAUGCUUCAGAUCAUUAAGGUGCAUUAUGGCCAUAAAGGUUAUUUGCCUGCAGUCUAUUCGUAACUACCUCGUGUCUGUGUAUUUUGCAUUGUUCAGCA
This is a messenger RNA of Platichthys flesus (European flounder), 1549 nucleotides long. RefSeq names its product CD28 molecule (gene cd28). The record is from RefSeq and is a predicted model, not a curated record. The transcript has 7 exons. Gene Ontology annotation, cellular component: external side of plasma membrane. NCBI's taxonomy places the organism in Eukaryota, Metazoa, Chordata, Actinopteri, Pleuronectiformes, Pleuronectidae. Gene Ontology annotation, biological process: regulation of T cell proliferation; T cell receptor signaling pathway. Bases 560 to 1240 code for a protein of 226 amino acids.